Molecule: messenger RNA, 1092 nt
Organism: Lodderomyces jiufengensis
Lineage: Eukaryota; Fungi; Ascomycota; Pichiomycetes; Serinales; Debaryomycetaceae
Exons: 1
Coding region: 1-1092 (363 amino acids)
Biological process (GO): regulation of autophagy; cellular response to starvation; cellular response to amino acid stimulus
Cellular component (GO): nucleus; fungal-type vacuole membrane; Gtr1-Gtr2 GTPase complex
Molecular function (GO): GTP binding; GTPase activity
Source: RefSeq, a predicted model, not a curated record
AUGGAAGCAGCAAUUAUACCGAAUCCAAAAAGUAAAGAUUCAAAUGCACAAAUCUUAUUAAUGGGAUUAAGAAGAGGAGGAAAAUCAUCAAUAUGUAAAGUUGUAUUUCAUAAUAUGCAACCAUUAGAUACAUUAUAUUUAGAAAGUACAACAAAACCUACAAAUGAACAAUUUUCUUCGUUAAUAGAUUUAUCAGUAAUGGAACUACCUGGGCAGCUUAAUUAUUUCGAGCCUAAUUAUGAUUCAGAAAGAUUAUUUUCAUCAGUAGGAGCAUUAGUUUAUGUUAUUGAUUCUCAAGAUGAAUAUCUUAAUGCAUUAACUAAUUUAUCUAUGAUAAUUGAUUUUGCUUAUAGAGUCAACCCAAAGAUAAAUAUUGAAGUAUUAAUUCAUAAAGUUGAUGGAUUAAGUGAAGAUUAUAGAAUGGAUGCUCAACAAGAUAUAAUGCAAAGAACUGGUGAUGAAUUACUAGAUUUAGGUUUAGAAGGUGUACUGGUUAGUUUUUAUUUAACUUCCAUAUUUGAUCAUUCAAUAUAUGAAGCAUUUUCAAGGAUAGUUCAAAGAUUGAUACCUGAUUUACCUUCAUUAGAACAUAUGUUGGAUAAUUUAGUUCAACAUUCAAAUAUAGAUAAAGUUUUCUUGUUUGAUGUAAAUUCUAAAAUAUAUGUUGCAACAGAUUCAUCACCAGUUGAUAUACAAACUUAUGAAGUAUGUGCAGAAUUCAUUGAUAUAACAAUUGAUUUAGAUGAUUUAUAUAUUGAAAAUGAGAAAAAAAACCCAAACAAAAAAAAUGGAAGAGUAGUUGAAGAUAAUAACGAUGAAACAAAAGAAUUAAAAUCAAUAAGUCAUUUAUCAAAUGGUUCAACAUUGUAUUUAAAACAAAUGAUUAGAGGAUUAGCUUUAGUUGCUUUGAUACGGAAUGAAACUUUUGAUAAUGAAUAUAUUGAUCAUUCACAAGAUUCAAAUGACAACAUAGCAAAUACUACUAUUUCAGAUAGUGAAAAAUCAUUAACUAUUAUUGAUUAUAAUGUUAAUUUAUUCAAAGAAUCAUUAAUGAAGAUGUGGAGUAGUUAUAAAUAUAGUAAUAAUAUAUGA